Lathyrus sativus (Indian pea) is the source of this 1182-nucleotide messenger RNA. The record is from the annotation of a GenBank genome assembly. Lineage: Eukaryota; Viridiplantae; Streptophyta; Magnoliopsida; Fabales; Fabaceae.
AUGUCAAUCAUUAAUCAUGCAAUGUCAAUCAGAAGAAGCAACACUAAUACUUUCUUUCCAUUUCGAACACUUAAUUGCUCCAAUUCAAACCCAAACAACCGUUCCGUUGCUGCUGGUGGCUUCGGCGAUAAGACCAACAAACCUAACAAAAAGGGUUCGCAGUCGCAGCGAAACCAAAGGGAAUUAUCCACUAAACAAUCUCAGGCACCGCGUUUAACUUCAAAGCUUGAUGGCAAAUCCACAAACAUUUCUUCGGACAUUGAUUUUGAAGAACGCCUAAAAGCUGUUAGAAGGUCGGCGCUAGAGAAAAAGAAGGCAGAAGAGAAAGAAGAAUUCGGAGCUAUUGAUUAUGAGGCACCUAUUUCUUCAGACAACAAGACAAUUGGCUUUGGUACCAAGGUGGGAAUAGGUGUAGCUGUUGCUGUCUUUGGUCUGGUUUUUGCUUUAGGAGAUUUUCUUCCUUCCGGAAGUCCCAACGAAGACACUGCUGUGGUCAAUGAUAAGUUGUCAGAGAAAGAUAAGGCUGCUCUUCAGAGUAGGCUUAAGGAAUUUGAAGCGACAUUAAGUAACUCCCCAAGAGAUCCAACAGCUCUCGAAGGUGCUGCAGUAACAUUGGCAGAACUAGGGGAAUAUUCAAAAGCUGCUUCUCUACUCGAUGAUUUGGCGAAGGAAAAACCAAAUGAUGCUGAUGCUUUUCGUUUGCUUGGAGAAGUUAAGUAUGAGCUUAAAGAUUAUGAUGGGAGUGUUGCUGCAUAUAAAAGUUCAGCAAAGGUAUCUGAAGAUGUCAAUUUUGAAGUUCUGCGUGGCCUUACCAAUUCAUUACUUGCUGCUGAGAAGCCAGAUGAGGCUGUUCAAUUACUUUUGGCUUGUCGCGACCGUCUGAGCUCAAAAGACUUGAGCAACAAAGCUGAUAGAAGCCCAACAGACUCGCAGAAGCUGGAUCCAGUUCAAGUUGAAUUACUUCUAGGGAAAGCCUAUUCAGACUGGGGCCAUGUUGGUGAUGCUAUAGCUGUAUACGAUCAACUCAUAUCUACUCAUCCUGAUGACUUCCGUGGAUACUUAGCUAAGGGAAUCAUUUUAAAAGAAAACAAAAGCAUUGGAGAUGCAGAGAGGAUGUUCAUACAAGCUAGGUUCUUUGCACCUGGUAAAGCUAAAGCACUUGUGGAUCGUUAUUCAAGAUAA